This is a messenger RNA of Hyaloscypha bicolor E, 627 nucleotides long. RefSeq names its product lytic polysaccharide monooxygenase. NCBI's taxonomy places the organism in Eukaryota, Fungi, Ascomycota, Leotiomycetes, Helotiales, Hyaloscyphaceae. The transcript is spliced from 4 exons. The record is from RefSeq and is a predicted model, not a curated record. The coding region runs from base 1 to 627 and encodes 208 amino acids.
AUGUCAAAUACAACGGUAACCGAUGUAGGCAGCACUGCUUUCCGAUGCAACGGGCGUCCUGGUGUUGCCGACGCCGCCACUCCAGACGGCCCAGCUGGACGGUCCAAGAUAUUCCAAGACGCAUGGUCAUUUAAAACGGGCGGCAGGGUUGGAGACGAUGAUAAUUGGGGCACGAAGGACUUGAACACCUGUUGUGGCAAGACGAACGUGAAGAUCCCAUCCGAUAUUGCAGCAGAAGACUAUCUUCUCCGUGCGGAAGCCCUUGCGUUAUAUACGGCUAGGAAAGCGAACGGCACUCAAUUCUACAUGACUUGCUAUCAAAUUACUGUCACCAGAGGCGGCGCAGCAAGUCCAUCUUUAGUCAAGUUUCCCGGUGCAUAUAGCGCAGCGGAUCCUGGGAUCAAGAUUAAAAUCCACGCGGCUUUGUCUUCAUACGUUGUUCCCGGCCCACCGGUGUAUUCGGGAGUCACAACGAAAUCUGCUGCGUUGGAACCGAAACACAAUCCGCAGGUGCUGUCAGCCCAUCAUCAACUGCGAAAACAAGUGCAGGUCAUAGGAGGAGACACUUGUAAUGGAAUAUGCAUUACGCUACUCAAUUUCGAGAGGGAAGUGAAGGUACUUAUUUGA